This is a messenger RNA of Nymphalis io (European peacock), 3475 nucleotides long. It is a transcript of the gene nwk, whose product is annotated as protein nervous wreck. Gene Ontology annotation, molecular function: protein binding. Gene Ontology annotation, cellular component: neuromuscular junction; recycling endosome. The record is from RefSeq and is a predicted model, not a curated record. Bases 89 to 3268 code for a protein of 1059 amino acids. Gene Ontology annotation, biological process: neuromuscular synaptic transmission; regulation of actin filament polymerization. Lineage: Eukaryota; Metazoa; Arthropoda; Insecta; Lepidoptera; Nymphalidae. The transcript is spliced from 19 exons.
AAAAAAAUCCAGUGCAAAUAUAUGGUCCGAGUGCUUAAUGAUUCCGUGAUACUGACUGCGAAAGAGGUUCGGUGAAUCCAAAACCAGGAUGAUACGCAUGCGUGAAGUCCGCUUCGGGCGUGCAACGAGCGAACGCGGCAGAACACGGUCACGUUUGUGUGUGUCGCCAUCGAUCCACGUUACGCGCUCCGAAACCUCGUCGGCCGCCGUCGUUGCGGCGAACCGCCUCACCAUGCAACCACCGCCGAGGAAGAGUAACUACACGAAAUUUCUGAAAAAUCUCCAUACUGAGCAAAUUGCAAAACUUCACGCGAAGAAUCAACAUGAAUGUGAUUUGCUUGAAGAUCUUCGCAGUUACACCAUCAAACGUUCAGCCAUUGAGAAAUCGUACUCCGAGGCUUUGUUGAAAAUAUCAUCGGCAUAUCUAAACAAAAAAAUACCAAAUAUUCCCGAUCUAAAAUUCGACGGAGCAGAGGAGAAAUGGAACAUGUGGAAUGUCUGGCGUACCGUGCUUGAGGAAAACGAAAAGCUGGCCCGGGCGAGAUUGGCUGCUGUCGAAGUUUUUCAACAGCAGAUAGCUGACGAAGCCAAGGGGCUUCGGCAACAUAAACUUAACGUCGCGAAAAAGUGCACCGACUCGCUGGCACAAGCACAUAAAGAGCUCCAGUUAACUGUUUUGGACGUGGAUAAGACUAAAAAACUGUACUUCGACGAAGAGCACACUGCUCACGAUGUCAGAGACAAGGCUAAGGACAUCGAAGAAAAAUUAAAAAAGAAAAAGGGUUCGUUCUUUCAAUCGAUAACUUCAUUGCAAAAGAAUAGCGCGAAGGUUUCAUCUCGUCGAGACCAACUGGAGGAAAAGUCAACUGGUGCGAGAAAUGAUUACCUUCUUAGCAUCGCCGCUGCAAAUGCGCAUCAAAAUCGAUAUUUCUUGGUCGAAUUACAAACAUGCAUGCAAAGUAUGGAGUCAUCUGUAUACGAGAAGGUUUCCGAAUUCCUCACCCUGAUGGGACGCACUGAACUACUUACUUGUUCAGCCACUCAACACUCGUUCGGAAAAAUCAGAGAUCAAGCACAACAGCUGACACGUGAAUACAAUCUGCAAUGUCUUUAUUUAUAUUAUCCUGUGUUGAAACAGCACAUCCAGUAUGAUUUUGAGCCAUGCGACAAUGAUCCGAUUGACGCCGUUACCAUGGAGCACGAAUCCGUUACUCAGACUCUCGCGCAAGAAGCUCGUAGAUGGGCAACACGUGUAGUUAGAGAGACUGCCUUAGUGAGAGAUGCUACUCGUAAGCUAAAUCUUUACCAAGCUAUGCGAGAUGCGGGACAAAAGGUUGAUCCUAAUGACCCCAAUGGUCCUGAGCUCGAAGUCCGUAUGGAUGAGUUGAGAUCUAACAUUCGACGAUCGGAGACAUCUAAAGCAAAGUAUGAGGCUAGGCUGGAAUGCCUUCGCAGCAGUGGUGCCGCAGUAGAUGAAUGGCUUAAAGAAAUUGAUUUGCUUGCUGUACAAGAAACUUUGCCACGCAGCAGCAGCCUACUUAGUGUCCGUACCGAUGCAUCGGGUGCAGCUGAUCAACCAAGUUCAGACUCAUUCUAUGACAGUGAUAACACCGAAGGAGAGGCACCGACUACUUCAGCUGUGGCUAGUACUUCUGGAGGACAUCAGCGUACGACAUCUGGUUCACAAAAUGAAGACGAACAAGAUGAAGAUGUUGACGCUGCAUUGGAAGAAGAGCGUAUGCGUAUUGAACAACUUACCAUUGGUUGGGAUGAUCCUACUCAGGUAAAUUGGGGUGAACCAGAAGCUGAAUCUACUCCUCCACAGACUGCAGAAACACCGGCGCCUUCGCUGUAUAAGUGUACUGCGUUGUAUUCUUACACUGCUCAAAAUCCUGAUGAGUUGUCAAUCAUUGAAAACGAACAACUGGAGGUAGUUGGCGAAGGAGACGGCGAUGGUUGGCUUCGAGCACGUAACUAUCGUGGAGAAGAAGGAUAUGUGCCUCACAACUAUCUUGAUGUUGACCGAGAACAGCCUACGAGUGCCCCGGGUUUGGUUGCGCAAAUAUCUUUCUCGUCUGUGGACUAUACAGUUGAAGGAGAAGAUGCUGAUGUUGUACAAUCUCCUGAUCAAAUAUCAGUAAUAUCUGCACCGGCUGCUAAACCUGAGGAACCUAAAGUAGAGCCGAAAGUUGAAGAACCGCCGAAAGUAGAGCCCGAAGUAAAACCAGAAUCAUUGCCAACGCUUGGAUAUUGUUUCUCAUUAUACGAUUAUGACGCUGAAGCUUCAGAUGAAUUGAAUCUGGAAGAAGGACAGAUAAUUCGUAUCGUUUCACGGGACGCCCAUGACGUAGACGAUGGUUGGUGGCGCGGUGAAGCCAAUGGAGUGAUCGGUAACUUCCCAUCGCUUAUAGUCGAAGAAUGUGAUGAGAAUGGUGAACCGCUAAGUGGUGUUGAUGAUGAUUGGACACCACCAGACUCGGCUCCACCCGUGUUUGCUUCGCCACCUGAAUCGCCUUCGGCCGGAUUUAACGAAGAAAUGAUCUUCAAUGAAAACAACAAUACUAAGAAUGCUGCUCCUCCUGCGGACCCGCCACCACCUCCACCGGCCGACAUGGGUGACUCCAUGGACAGCCAACCCGACUUCAGCUUUAACCUAGAACUUAGUAGGAACCAACAUGAACAAUAUGAUACACAAUUCAUAGGCCCACUACCUUCGGGCGCCCCACCCAUCACCAUCGUAGUCGAUGAGGUUGUCAGUGAAAUAUUUGAGGAGGAGGAAGUGGAGGACUUGCCACCCGUACCACAGCCGAAACCUGCGCCACCACAAGUUGAAAUCACAAGCGAGGAUUGUGGGCUCGGCGUAGCACAAAUUGUAAUCACGGCCGCUACACCCAUGAUAGAAGAGCCCGAACAACCCUUCCCCCCACCGGAGACCUGUCCCAAACCAGAACCCGAUGCGCAGCCCGAGUCGCAGCCAGAGGAACCGCAGCCUCUAGAAGACAACGAAGACGAAGAAUCAUCUUUGUCCGAACAGACAGCUGUCUGUUUACGCGAUUCAGAAGAGGGCCAUGCUGACUCUGCACCCCACCCGGCCUCAAGUUCGACGGCUUCCGAGGGUGAUUCGACGGGUGCCUCUGUAGCUUCGGGUCCCCCUACCGCCCCUCAAUCCCCCCCUGCGGCUCCCCGCGCCGGUCGAGCUUCUAUCCCAGACGAACUCGAGCCAGCACAACUAGCGAGGCUCACCGAUCUUAAAGAAUCCAAUGCCUAGGCCUAUUGCUUUGACUGAAGAUAAGCAAUCUGUUUAGAAACCAUGCCUUCGUAGUAUUCUUCUUUUCAUUUGAUAUUUUUAUGACAUUCGGUCAGUAUUAAUUACCUAUGUUAAAUUAUUUGUUAAUAGAUAAUAAUGGUUUAAGCACUAUUUCCUUUCAUAAACCGACCGUUUCUCAAUAAAUAAUUUCAUUUUAAUUAACCAGCC